UACCGCGCGUGAUAGUGGGCCCGGAGCUAUGCCCGCGCCAGGCACGUAGACAGCAGCACAGACACGACAUGGACAACGUACCGGCGAUGUCGCGGGGCGAGGACGACGCGGGGGCGGGGAGCGGGGAGGCGGAGGCGCUGCAGCUGGUCAAGAGCGAGCAGCGCGGGGAGGAGAGCGCAGCGGGGGCGGCGGGCGGCGGAGAAGGUGAGGGCGAGCCGCAGUCCGUGAUCACGUCGCGGCGGGCGCUGCGCACCAUCACCGCCGCCGGCCACAUCACCACCGAGCUGGCCGAUGACGGCGUCAAGGACGAGCCGCCCGAGCCCGCCGCGCUCGACACCGACCAGCUACACUUCGCCGAGCGUCAGCACUACGACGAGGAGCGCCUGCGCCUCGCCGAGGCCGAGACGGCGCGCUACCUCGCCUUCAAGCCCGACUACCGCCCGCAGUCACCCGACCGCCGGCCUCAGUACCGCGCGCCGCCGCCCCGCUCCGCCUACCCGCGCGGCCCUGCGCUGCGGUACGGCGCGCCACCCGGCCCGGACGACGACGAGCAGCAGCACAAGGAGCAGCAGCAGUUCGCACCAGACCCCGAGCGCCAGUACAUGGAGCAGCAGCAGCAGCAGCAGCAGCAGCAGCCCGCACUCGAGAUGAUCCAGACUACGUCGCUGACGGACCAGCAGGCGGUGGGCGUGGCCUACCAGCCGGUCAAGUACGAGGCGCGCGCGGACGACCGCGGCACGUACGCGGCGCUGCAGCCCGUGUCGCAGGCGGGUGGCGCGGGGGGGUCGGGGGGCGGCGCGGGCGGCGGGGGCUACUACGCCGGCCAGAGCCCACAGUACGCGGCGGCGGCGGCGGGCUACGGCUACGGCGGCAAGGAGCUGCUGACGCUGUACGGGCGCGGGGAGGACAGCCCGCCGCAGCUGCUGUACCGCGACCCGCCCCUGUCUUCGUCGCUGGGCCGCGGCGCGCACGUCGUGUACGGCCCCGUCGUGCCGCAGUCGCAGCCCGUCUACGAGGCGCCGCCCAGCCCCAACUCGCAGCAGGUGACGCUGUACACGCACGGCAACACGGUGCAGUACAAGGUGGGUGGGGAGUACCUGGCGCAGGGCGGCGUGGAGUACGUGCCGGUGUCGGGGUACGAGGGCGGGCUGCUGGUGGAGAGCUACCCGGCGCCCGCCCAGCCCUGGCCGCCCCACAACCUGCUCUCCAUCGACGACGGCUUCGAUCCUAGUAUGACGGGCAUGGGCGAGGUGAAGGAGUGUGUGAACUGCGCGGCGGCGACGACCCCGCUGUGGCGGCGCGACGGCACCGGCCACUACCUGUGUAACGCCUGCGGCCUGUUCACGCGCAUCAACGGCGUCAACCGCCCGCCGCACAAGCAGAAGGUCAAGCCGCAAGCCGCGCUGGUGAGUGACCAGGUCACUGACGGCCGUUUUGUCCAACAGCCGACGAACGGCAACCGGCGCGUGGGCGUGACGUGCGCCAACUGCCGCACCUCCAACACCACGCUGUGGCGGCGCAACAAUAACGGCGAACCCGUCUGCAACGCCUGCGGCCUCUACUACAAGCUGCACAACGUCAACCGGCCGCUGAGCAUGAAGAAGGACGGCAUCCAGACGCGCAAGCGCAAACCCAAGAGCAUGGGCGGCGGCGUGGGGCGGCCCGGCGGCGGCAUGGCCGGGUAUCAGCGCUAGAGCGGCCAGCGUCGACGUCCACGAUGCACUACCGCCCGCCGUAACGCCGCGCUGCGUCGCCGGGAC
Molecule: messenger RNA, 1760 nt
Organism: Aricia agestis (brown argus)
Lineage: Eukaryota; Metazoa; Arthropoda; Insecta; Lepidoptera; Lycaenidae
Product: transcription factor GATA-6-like
Exons: 7
Coding region: 69-1694 (541 amino acids)
Biological process (GO): cell fate commitment; positive regulation of transcription by RNA polymerase II; negative regulation of transcription by RNA polymerase II
Molecular function (GO): DNA-binding transcription factor activity, RNA polymerase II-specific; RNA polymerase II cis-regulatory region sequence-specific DNA binding; zinc ion binding
Source: RefSeq, a predicted model, not a curated record